CAGGAAGUCAUGUAUAUAUUAACGUCCAUUCUAUCAACAACUGUUCCUUUAGAAGCAGCUUUGGGCGGUUGGCUUCAUGAAAUGCGUGAACGAAAUGCGCAGAUUCUGCAGUUGACAUUUUAGUGGGUGGAAAGGUGCAUCAUGUUGAAUUUCAAUCAUCAAACACCAUUUAAAGGAUUGUUUACAGUGGCGGAAAAAGUGUCAUGACUUGAAUCCUUUCAACAAGCAUUGCAAUGAUUAGUGACAGGAAAGGUGGAUUUGGUUAAAUCCAUUUACCACAUUGGAUGAUUGAUGUACAAGAUGUCUGACAAGGAUUUGUUCCGAAUUGAUGAUUCCUUAAAUGAUAAAGCCCACCAGCUGAUGUGUAAUGAAGUCAAGCCUGUCCUUUUAUAUGAAAAUAUUUCUCACCAUGUGAACAGUUCAGAGGAUGGGCAAAGGUCGAACUUGCUGAAAUUUGAACCAUUGGAGACAAAUAUUACUUCUUCAGAGCAUUCAGUCAAACAGCCUUUAACUUUGCGAAUUUCAAGUGUAAGAAGUUACAGUGGUUCCGAUUUAACGUCUGACAAAGAAAAGAGUGAUUGGGACAACAAUGUCUGUUUAGAACAUUUUCAUACUGUGCCAAGUGUAACAAAUGACGAUGGAGCCUUACGUGGAGCUGUAUUUUCUGAGGCGUUUCACAGUCCUGAUAUAACUGUGAAAGAAGAAGAAAUCGAUGAAAGUACUUCUGCUUUUCGUGAGAUUAAUAUCAGACCAAACUUCUCUGACUUUGGCUUGCUAGGAAUCAAUAAAGAAUCGGAGAUUGAUAUAAAACCUUACUUGCAUGACGACCUUGGAAUUAAGCAGGAAGUAGCUACUGAUAUCAAACCAGAAGUACAUGACUUGCAUGGAGUAAAUCAAGAAGCAUGCAGUGCAAACAGUGCUUUUCAAUAUUUGAAUUCUGAUCAUCAGCCAGUCUUUGGUACUUCUCCGCACCAUCCAUUUUCACAGAGAUUUGAACGCACUCUUAAUGCUGAGUUACAAGAUGUUAAACCAGAAAUUGAUUCAGAAAGUUGUACACAAACUGCAAAAGAACUGUCGGUGCCCUCAGAUACCCUCAGUACUAAUUACUCAGUUGGACAUGGCAUUUCUUCAGCAAAGAAAGAGAACUCAACAUUUAAAAAUAUUCCAGUAUGCACUGUUACGUCAGAACAAAGUAAAGCACUUUCAACAUCUGGUCGGACUGGUUAUUGUAGUUUUUUAGUGCCAACCCUGGUGACGUCUAAAAAACCUUUACAACGAACACCAUCGGCUUCAUCAAAUGGAGCAUCUGUUGACGGUACUGUGAGUUCAUCGGUAACAUGUGAAGCAACUGAAUCACCUCUUGCAUUAAAUGGUCUGCUCCUUGAAAAUGAACCAACAAGAGUACCCGGACCUUCGAUAUAUUUGCAUUCGUCACAGGCAAACACACAUAUAACAAAACUAUGUUCUGCAUCUAACCCUGAGUAUCUAGCCCAAACAUCAUUGCCAGUCUCCGGUCAAGGUGCAUUGAGUUUAAGUGGUGUAGCAAGUAGUGUCCAAAGUACUUUCAAUGUGUCAUCGUCAAAAAAUUGCCCAAUAUCUGAUAUAUCCUUCAAAAUGUGUUCUGUGCGUAUUGUAACAUCACGUUGUGGCACCAUUGGAAAUCCAGGAACAAGUACUAGUAAUGCAUACAACACACGAGAUGUGUUUAGGAAGGGUUAUGUGUCACUACAUAACACUCAGAGCCAAAAAUUGUUGGGAUACUUACUUCCUCAUACACGCACAACGCCAACAGUUCAAUCUGAAAAAUCUUUUGCAAACCCUGGUCUUGGAAAAACUGUCCAUCAAGUUGGAUAUUUACCAUAUAAUGCCCGUCAAAGGGUGAAACCAUUGUCGACUUUACCCACCGGAAGCAAAGCUUCACCGCAAGUAUCGAUCGGCGGAUAUAGAACAGUCCAAUCAAACCAAUCUUUUACUACACAACCGCAUAUGAACAUGGAAGGAUCUAAGAGUUCAACUAGUUCUAUAAAGAGUUGUCAUAAAACUGUCCUACAUAUGAAAAAAUCAAUGAACAACAAUGUUAAAACUUUAACUCUCCUGACACCAAUUCAACUAACGAGUUCACUUGAUAAGGUUAAAGACACGGACAAACUGUCAUUGCGUUCAUCACAAAUUUCUCUGGAACAUAAUAAUGAAAGCAGUGGUAAAAAAUGGCCUUUGGGAUGCACCGGAAUAAAUGAUUUAAAAAAUACUUGUACUCUCAAAGGCUUUGAAAUGUUUCGCUCAGAUAUAAUCUCAAAUCGUGUUUUAAUGACAUCGAAAGAUAUAUUGAACACAUCACAGGUUUUCCCCGAGGACGAUUUAUUAUUGAAAAGGUGCGUAAGCGAUGAAAAUGAAUUCGGUUUGGAGUGUUUCUAUGCGGAAUCAGGUACUUCGAUUAAGUGUCAAGUUUGUAUACUUGACGCAAUCAAUAAACCAGAUGUUCUGGCAAUAUUGAAAAAUAAAGUGUCUGUGUCAGAGUUCCAGUAUGUUUGCACGGAAAUUUUGAACCCUAGUGUAGAACUCAUUUCAUCUAUGACAUCGUUGCAUAGAGUGCCUUAUUGCAAUUGGUUUCAAGUAACAGAACAUAAACAUGCAGUUUUAUUGAAACAGUUCAUGAAGUCGAGGUCCUGUCAUUGGUCGAAAGUGUUAGAUUUCAUUAAGUACAGUGAAGAUCAAGUGAUGAUUAAGUGCCCUGGUAAAGUAUUGGAAUUUCCAAAAAAAGAUGUUUUAUUGGAACCCUUACUUGUUGUUGAACGCAGAGAAGACAAGGAAAUGAAUGGCGGGUAUAGGUACAAUUUGCAUGCCGCAUCGGUAAAGACGAGUGGUCUUUUACUGCAACAAUGGGAAAAACUGCCCAAAGAGGGGCUAAACCGAAUAAUGUGUCCGCAAGUCGUCAGCGCUCGAGGAAAAGGUGACAACAUCUUCUUGAUAUUUCUUCCGGUUGAUAAAUGUCACAGACCACUUGUUAAAGGUUGCUCCUUUACGAAAAGGGACUGUACCAAAGUGUAUAUAGUUUUUGUUCCAGUUUUCAGUGUGUUCAAUUGCUAUUCAAGUGUUGUGAAGACUCAUGCUGUUUUAAGUAUGAUUGAAAGGAUUGAUGCCGUUUCCGAAGAUAAUGAUAAAAACGGUGGUGAAAUACAAGACAAAAUAUCGGAAGGAGUUGAGACAGAUGUCAAAUGCAUUAUUGACGAUAAUAGUGAAUCAGCGAUUUUGAAAAGGGACGAAGAUUUAGAUAGGGAUGGCUCAAUGGAAAUGCUUGAUUUUCUCAGAAAAACACUUACUCUGGCGCAAAAUCCUGAUAUGCAAGAAACUGGUGAAACCUUAAAAGGCUCUUUAUCUGUUGAUGCAUGUGCGUUGCCUCGAUCAAAGACCGACAAUAUAGUUCAUGAAAGCAGAGGUUCAAGAAAACUUUCACUAGGAAAUACAUCUGAAACGAGGCAAAGUGACUCACAAAUUUCUCAAAUGCAGCACGAUGCUAACAGUGAUGAAUUGCCACAAAUUUCUCAAAUGCAGCACGAUGCUAACAGUGAUGAAUUGCCUUUAAAAUUCAACGAUCCAAAUGUCUUUAAAGAGACUAUCAAUGGCUUUGAAAUAUUUUGCUCACAAAGUAUAUCAUCUCGUGGUUUAAAGACUUUGGAAAAUGAUUGGAAAACAUCCCAGAAUAUGUUAUUGCCUGAUUGUGUUAGUGAAGAAGAUGAACUUGCUUCGAGCUGGUACUAUGCGGCAUCUGGUGUAAAACAAAAAAGUCAAGUUCUUAAUGUUAACGCAUUUCUUGAACCUGACGUUAUGGCUGAAUUGAUGGACAAGGCACCUUUAUCAGAGUUUGAGUAUGUUUUCUCGGAAAAAUUGUGGCCUGUAGUUGUCGAUGCACCUUUUAUAUCUUUGUAUAGACUGUUUGAUAGGUGUUGGUCCCUAGUAACAAGGAAUACACGUGCCGCUGAAUUGAAACGAAUGAUGAGGUCUAGGUCUGGCCAUUGGAAUAAAGUCUUCGAUUUCAUAAAGUUCAGUGAAGAAAACGUAAUGGUAACGAUUCGCAACAGAGGAGUUGAAUUUCCAAGUAAAGAGCAGAUGUCGGAGCCUCUUCUUGUUGUUGAACGUAGACAAGAUAAGAAUGUGAAUGGUGGAUUUAGGUACAACUUGCAUGUUGCAUCUGUUAAGGCGAGUGGUGUCCUAAGGGAACAAUGGGAACAAUUACCUAAAGGCAGACGAAAGAAAACAUAUUGUCCACAAGUCGUCAGUGCUCAAGGGAGAGAUGGGACUAUUCUGUUAGUAUUUUUGCCGGUGGAUAAACACCAAAGACCAUUGGUAAAAGAUUGCUUUUUUGUGCAAAGGGGCUGCUACAAAGUGUAUGUUGUCUUAGUUCCAGUGUUAAGUGUGUUUAGCUGCUACUCGGUUGCUGUGAAGACAUUUGCUGUUUUGAAAAUGAUUGGAAAUGUUUGCGCUGUGACCAGAGCUAUGGAUAGAAACGGUCGUGCAUUACAAGACAAAAUAUCGGAAGGUGUUGAGAAAGAUGUUGAAUGCAUUAUUGACGAUGAAAGUGACUUACCUUUCAGGGUAAUUUUGAAAGAUUUAGAUAGGGAUGGCUCAAUGGAGAUGCUUAAUUUUCUCAAGAAAACGCUUACUCCGGCGCAAAAUCCUGACAUGCAAGUAACUGGUGAAACCUUAAAAAUCUCUUUAUCUGUUGAUGCAUUUGCAUUACCUGGAUCAAAGACCGACAACAGUUCUCAAGAAUGCAAAGGUACAAGCAAACAUUCAGCAGGAAAUACAACGGAAACGCGACAAAGUGUCUCACAAAUUUGUAAAAUGCAGGGCAAUGCUAACAGUGAUGAAUUGCCUUUAAAAUUCAACGAUCCAAAUGUCUUUAAAGAGACUAUCAAUGGUUUUGAAAUAUUUAGACAACAUAGUAUAUCAUCUCUUGGUUUAGAGAUUUUAGGUAAUGAUUUGAACACAUCCCAAGAUAUGUCAUUGCAUGAGUGUGUUAGUGAAGGAGAUGAACUUGUCUUAGACUGGUGCUAUGAGGUAUCUGGUGUAAAACAAAAGAGUCAAGUUCUUCAAGUUGACACAUUUCUUGAACCUGACGUUAUGGCUGAAUUGAUGGACAAGGUACCUUACUCGGAGUUUGAGUAUGUUUUUUCGGAAAAAUUGUGCCCUGUAGCACUCGGUUCACCUUUGAUAUCAUUGUAUAGACUGUUUGGUAGGUGUUGGUCCCUAGCAACAAGAAAUAAACGUGUAGACGUAUUGAAACGAAUGAUGAAGUCUAAGUCUUGCCAUUGGAAUAAAGUCUUCGAUUUCAUAAGGUUUAGUGAAGAAAAGGUAAUGGUAACGCUUCGCAACGCAGGAGUUGAAUUUCCAAGUAAAGAGCAGUCGACGGAGCCUUUACUUAUUGUUGAACGUAUACAAGAUAAGAAAAUGAAUGGUGGAUUUAGGUACAACUUGCAUGUUGCGGCUGUAAAGACGAGUGAUUUUGUAAGGAAACAAUGGGAAAAACUACCUGAAGGCGGAGAAAGGAAAACAUUUUGUCCACAAGUUGUCAGUGCUCGGGGAAGAGAUGGGACUAUCCUUUUAGUAUUUUUGCCGGUGGAUAAACACCAAAGACCAUUGGUAAAAGAUUGCUUUUUUGUGCAAAGGGGCUGCUACAAAGUGUAUGUUGUUUUAGUUCCGGUAUUUAGUGUGUUUAGCUGCUACUCGGUUGCUGUGAAGACAUUUGCUGUUUUAAAAAUGAUUGGACAGAUUUGCGCCGUGACUAGAGUUAUGGAUAGAGAUGUCUUAAAAGUGGACAGUAGGGUGGUAAAAGUUGUGGAAGGUGUGGAAUACAGUGAUUCUGAUCCAAAUGAGAUCAUGUGCAGUCUUAAUGAAUCGGUGUUUUCUUGUAAUGCCAUUGGUUCGGAUGUGCAGACGUCUGUCAUUACGGAUACUGAUGAUGCUAUUAUUACAGAUGACAAAAGUGCUUCUGUUGCUAAUAAAGUGACAACCACAAGUAGAUUCACAUUUGCUAGUGGUGCUACUGUUGCAAGUUACAUUGACUGUGAUAAAAAGUUGUCUCAAAUGAAAUGUGUAGUUAAACUAAGGAGAAUUGAUUUAAAUGUUGACAAACCAGAAAAAAAGCAUAAUUCAGAUCGUGGGAAAAAACGAAAAGAUUGUUUUACAGUUAAACAGAAACUUGCAACACGAAAAAAAAAACGAACUUGGUCGGAAUCUGAUAAGGAAUAAUAAAAGCACAGUACUUAAUAACUUAAUGCAUCUUCAGGAUCGUAAGAUUUUGACGGCGUCUUGAACCAACGCUGAACGGACAGUUUUAUUUUCGAGUUUUAACUUUGGUGGAAGAUGUGCUCCAUAAUAAUCUUUUUUUCUAGAAGGGAUGCUUUUUUAAUGUGUUUAUAUGUUUCACUUUUUUGUAUUUGAACGACAAUUAUAGGAUAAUCAUUCUGGUAACAUACGUUUUACAUGAUUAUGUGUUACAAGUAUAUGAAUUUCAUUCAUUAUUUUAUUGACACGCAUGUUGUAACUUACGUUAGUCAAGAAGCCUCAUUGUAUGAAUGUU
This is a messenger RNA of Mya arenaria, 6580 nucleotides long. RefSeq lists its product as uncharacterized. The coding region runs from base 292 to 6249 and encodes 1985 amino acids. The record is from RefSeq and is a predicted model, not a curated record. NCBI's taxonomy places the organism in Eukaryota, Metazoa, Mollusca, Bivalvia, Myida, Myidae. The transcript has 4 exons.